Hipposideros armiger (great roundleaf bat) is the source of this 3560-nucleotide messenger RNA. RefSeq names its product polypeptide N-acetylgalactosaminyltransferase like 5 (gene GALNTL5). The record is from RefSeq and is a predicted model, not a curated record. The coding region runs from base 789 to 2135 and encodes 448 amino acids. Gene Ontology annotation, biological process: spermatid development. Gene Ontology annotation, cellular component: Golgi apparatus. Lineage: Eukaryota; Metazoa; Chordata; Mammalia; Chiroptera; Hipposideridae. The transcript is spliced from 11 exons.
GGCCGCAGCGGCGCAGGGCUCCCGCGGAGCUUCUUUCUGACCCGUGUCGUCCCCCGCGGCGUCUCUGUUUAUGCCUGAGUCCCUGAAACACGCCCAGGCGCCCUGUUCCCCGCAGACCCGGCCGCGGCGGAAGCGCGGGCUUUCGGGGGGCUGGGCAUUGGUCCGCACGUGCUGCGCGGAGCCCCGCGGCGAGCUGACAGAAGGCGCGCGUGGAGCUGCCGGGGUCGCUGCGGUACUGCGGCUUUUCACGCCCCACCCCACCUCAGCCCAGCCCAGCCCAGCCGGCUCGUUUCAGGUUCGCCAGGAGUUGCGCAGUGGAUCCGCGAUUGUCCUGCAUCCAUAACACUCGUUAACCAUAAGGCCGUCCGGAUCACGGAAUCCAAGAAGUAAUACGUUGGAUUAAGCAAUCCUUCCUCCGUGGAUGAGACUGACUGUUCCGUGUCCUGAAGGUCUGGGCAAGAGAGAAGGUGACCUGGGACACCUGACCCAGCUCAGCCAGGGCUACUCAAGGAGUGAGACAGGUAAAGCUCACCUUGCUUAGUCCACUCGGGCUGCUAUAACAGAAACCACAGGCUGGAUGGCUUAUAGACAACACACAGCUAUUUCUCACUGUUCUGGGGGCCGGCAGUCCAAGAUGAAGGUGCCUGCAGAUUUGGUGUCUGAUGAGAGACCCUUUCCUGGUUCACAGAUGGCUGUCUUCUCACUGAGUCCUCACCUGCAGAAUUGUCCCCUGAUGCACAGGAGUUGGGGUAAUUGAAAAAUGGACCCUCAGAAAUGCUAGGCUUACAAUGAGAAAUGUCGUAAUUCAGUGUUUAUUCUAUGGAUCCUUGACGUUUGGGAUCUGCACAGCUCUGUUAUUUAUAUGUUUUUACCAUAAUUAUGUGAGCAACUCCCAGAAGGAAACCAAGGAGCCUACAUCAGUUUUGUACCCUGAUGAAAAAUUGCAACAGCAAAUUAUCCAUGGCUCUGGGAAAACACCAAGAUUACAUGUAAGACUUCAAAGGCCUAACAAAGAUGAAACUAACGAAAAGAGGCCAAUUUUAAACUUAAGUAAGACUUUUAACUAUACAGACCCAGAAGCUGUUCGUGAAUUUUUAAAAUAUGGAUUGAAUACUUUCAUCAGUAAAAGUUUGGGCAAUGAGAGACAUGUGCCAGAUACCAGGAAUGAAAUGUGUCGUAAAAAACAUUACCCAUCCAGACUACCUACUGCCAGCAUUAUCAUUUGCUUCUACAAUGAAGAAUUUAAUGCCUUGUUUCGGACCUUGUCCAGUGUCAUGAUGCUCACUCCACACCAUAUCCUUGAAGAAAUUAUAUUGGUCGAUGACAUGAGUGAAUUUGAUGAUUUGAAAGAAAAACUAGACUAUCACCUAGAAAUUUUUCGGGGAAAGAUUAAAUUAAUAAGAAACAAAAAGAGAGAAGGACUGAUUCGAACGAGGCUGAUUGGAGCGUCUCGUGCUUCAGGGGAUGUUCUGGUGUUCCUGGAUAGCCACUGCGAGGUUAAUAAAAUGUGGCUGGAGCCCUUGCUGUAUGCCAUCAGCAAGGACUGCAAAAUGGUGGUGUGUCCUCUGAUAGAUGUCAUUGACUACAUGACCCUGGAAUAUCAGCCCUCUCCUGUUGUGAGGGGAGCUUUCAACUGGUAUCUGCAAUUUAAAUGGGAUGAUGUUUUCUCUUAUGAGAUGGAUGGACCAGAAGGACCCACUAGUCCCAUCCGGUCCCCUGUAAUGGCUGGAGGAAUUUUUGCUAUAAAACGGCAUUAUUUUAAUGAGCUUGGACAGUAUGACAAAGACAUGAACUUCUGGGGAGGGGAAAAUUUGGAACUUUCACUAAGGAUCUGGAUGUGUGGAGGCCAACUCUUCAUACUGCCCUGCUCUCGAGUAGGACAUGUCAAUAAGCAACACAUCCUGAAUGAACCUGAAGGUACCAGAGCUGCGAUAUAUAACAACCUCAGACUGGUACAUGUUUGGCUGGAUGAAUACAAGGAGGAGUUUUUUUUACGAAGACCUAGUCUGAGAUCCAUUCCCUAUGGAAACAUUAGUGAGCGUAUUGAAUUAAGGAAACGAUUGGGUUGCAAGUCAUUUCAGUGGUAUUUGGAUACUAUCUUCCCAGAAUUGGAGGCAUUUAAUCGCGGCCACUGAAAGAAAAACAAAUCAUCUUCAUUAAUAAAAGGUUAAAAAGUCCUCUAGUCCUUCAACAUAGAGAAGAGUACAAGUUUGGAACAUCAUGAAAUUAUGUGAAAUGCACUAAUUAAUACAAUCAGAGUAGUCCAGGACAGGAGUGCCUUUUCUUUCCUCCUUUCAUGAUAGCUCUUAAUUCUUUGUUACUCAUCCGCCACUAAGUUUCUAGGGUGGCAAGACCUUGAACAUUAGAAAUGUCACUGUCACACAGUUAAGACUCCAGUAUACAGUUAUCUCCAAUUGUUGGCCAGACUCACUUGGUCCUGGUAGACUACAGGGACUGCCCCAUUCUUGGAGCCUUCGCCAACUCCAUUCCUACCCCAGACAGGCGACCUGGCCCAGUGGUCUUCUCAGAAAGAUGUGCAUCGAGAGUCUUGGUGGUACAUACCAACUUUUAUUUAACUGUAUUGAGCUCCUUUUUUGCUGCCAGUGUAGAUUCUGGCACUGACACCUUGCUUGGUUGGAUUCCUGAGUUUCUGAUGUCCGGUCCACUUGCCUGGGUGUCCUGGUGCAGCUCUCCAGGCCAGACUCCCCAUUUGUUCCUGUCCACCUUUCUGACACUUGGAGAUACUUCCUGCUUCUGAGUUUCCCUUUUUCAUGUCUGUCCCCUCCCACAACUCUAGCCUACAGCUCUCCUGAAACUUCCUGGGUUACGUGCCUCAUUGAUAACCAAUGUUCUGACUUGAGAACUGUUUAGCUGGGAUCGGGGAAGCAGCUGUUAGAUUCCAUACCUAUCCUGUGUGAACACCCCCCCCCAGAUGUCUAAGUACGGCUUUCGGGUUAGAGGGGUGGCUGUUGUGUUCCCCCUGGUGCAGAUGGCUAGGAAAUUGAAAUAGAUGUCAUUCACAAAGACAAAGAGGGUGAGAAAAUGAGUGAAGGCUCACGUUGAAAGGAGUUAAAAAGGAGCAGGGGAGACUUAGGAUGGGAUCAUUAAACAUAGCCUAUGCUGGAGAAAACAUAAGCUAUUGAUAGUUUUUAUAGCAAGAAACAACUUGACUCAUCUAUUAUACUCAUUCAGUCAACAAUUGAGUGGUCAUCCGGGCCAGGUGUCCUCCUAGGUGCUGGAAUGCAGCAGACAAAGGAGCAGGAAAACAUCCCUCGCUUCAUGGAGCUUGUACUCUUUAGAUAAUAUAUACAAUGUAAAUAAAAAAGGACCAGUUUAUGAUCUCUUUAUACCUAUGUAUUUAGCAAAAUGCUCUCUAAAACCUACUGCUAGAAAGACAUGUAAAAACCUGUGCUCACGUAUUUUAGACGGCCAUGGUAACUUGAUUGGGCCUUUAAAAGGUCAAUCUGGCUGCACAAAAUAAGCACCACAUUAUGAUUAUAUAUUCUUGGCCUAUAUUUAUACCUUAGUUGUUUUUAGAAAGUAAUAAAAAUUGAUGGUAA